AGAAUCAUCGAGGAAGGUGUGACGUAGGACAGAUUAAUGGAUUCUGUGUUAUCUUAACACUAUUGACUCACUGAAACCGCAUAUAAAAGCAGGCGGGCACGGGAGUCGUUAGUGCUGGGUCUUCGCUUGCCAAAGGCUUCAGAGCUCUGGAAGUGAAGGAAUCCUGAGAUGGCAGACGUCAAGUAUUUCUUGGUGUUGGCAGCGCUGGCUCUUGCUUCUGUGUCGGCACGUCCCUCCACAGAGUGUAGUUGCGAUGGCUGUCUUUACCCAAACUUGAGCGACUGUUCUGCCUAUUGGAAGUGCCAGGGCGGACGCGCCGUGGAGCACCGCUGCGACGACGGCCUCCAAUUCAACCCCGACACCUCCCGCUGCGAGCCCGCCGUCAGGGUGGAGUGCUCGAAGGUCGUCCGGCUGCUGGGCAACUUCGCCUCUGAGUCGUGCGUGGACCGGAGCGUGGACUGCCCAGUCUUCGCCGCCGCUGGAGGAUGCGAAUGCCGCGGGGACGACUGCGACUGGCCGGCCUACAUCGUCAGCUCCUGUCCGAAGUCAUGCGACAUGUGCGGCGCGCAGAGCAAAUUCAAGCCAUGGUGGGUCGACUCGAGCGAGGAGGACUCGAGUGAGGAGGGAGGCUGGAAGCCCUGGUGGAAGGACUCGAGCGAAGAGGAUUCCAGCGAGGAGAGCGGCGAGAGCGGAUCCAGCGAGGAGAGCGGAUCCAGCGAGGAGAGCGGCGAGGGCGGAUCCAGCGAGAGCAGCGAAGGGGGCUCCAGCGGAGAAAACGGUAGUGGGGAAAACGGGUCCAACGAAGAAACAGAAGCUCCUGAGACUAAACCUCCUCCUCCGCCCACAGCCGCCCCCACAACGCGACCACCUCCCCCACCCACGGCCGCCCCCACAACGCGACCUCCUCAUCCACCCACAGCCGCCCCCACAACGCGACCACCUCCCCCGCCCACAGCCGCCCCCACAACGCGACCACCUCCCCCGCCCACAGCCGCCCCCACAACGCAGCCACCUCCCCCGCCCACAGCCGCCCCCACAACGCGACCACCUCCCCCGCCCACAGCCGCCCCCACAACGCGACCACCUCCCCCGCCCACAGCCGCCCCCACAACGCAGCCACCUCCCCCACCCACAGCCGCCCCCACAACGCGACCUCCUCCCCCGCCCACAGCCGCCCCCACAACGCGACCACCUCCCCCGCCCACAGCCGCCCCCACAACCGAGGAGCCAUCCAAACCCGGCAACUGCGGCGUCGACUGUUCCCAGGGGCAGUACCACCCCCACCCCACCGACUGCCACAUGUUCAUCCAGUGCACCCCAUACGGCCCUCAGGAGAUGCCCUGCGCCCCGGGAACCGUGUGGGACCAGGACCUCUUGACCUGCAACCACGAGGCCACGACCCCCUGUGUCACCGCUGAACCUUGUGUCAAAAGUCACGACAAGCAAUGCCGGAAAGGAAACGGACGGUAUGCCAUCGAAGGAAAGAAGACAGAAUAUUACCUCUGCCACUUAGGAGUAUCGUAUCUUCUUCACUGUCCCUAUGAAGGAACCUUUAACCCUCGCACUGAGUCCUGUGUUUAUAAGGACCGUACUGCCAUUAGGAAGGUAGUCUCCUAGAUGGCAAGAAGGGGUGUAGUUUGUGUAAGAAUAUUGGCAGGAGUUAGUUAAAUAAAGUGUAAUCUGAAA
Messenger RNA from Penaeus chinensis, 1686 nucleotides. RefSeq names its product nematocyst expressed protein 4-like. The record is from RefSeq and is a predicted model, not a curated record. Gene Ontology annotation, molecular function: chitin binding. Lineage: Eukaryota; Metazoa; Arthropoda; Malacostraca; Decapoda; Penaeidae. The transcript has 5 exons. Gene Ontology annotation, cellular component: extracellular region. The coding region runs from base 169 to 1617 and encodes 482 amino acids.